AUGGCUACUGGGCAAGCACCAAGCAACCCCGUUCCUGCUAUGAGAACAUACCCGCCAGUGGAGCGUCCAGUGGUGGUAAUAGGGCCACAGUACCUGGCACAGUACCCUGUUGAACUCGCCAUCUCCACAAAGCUAUGGAGUCUUGGAGAAAAUGAUUUUAAGGUGUCUGACAUUAAUGGCACCCUCAUCUUCCAAGUCAAGAGUAAACUCUUAAGCUUGCAUGAUCGUCGUUUUCUGAAAGAUGAAGCUGGUAACAUCCUUGUCAAUCUCAGGCAGAAGAUAAUGACCAUGCAUCGAAGGUGGGAAGCUUUUAGAGGAGAAAGCAAGGAGGAGAAAGACUUGCUUUUCACAGCCAAGAAAGCAAAGCUGUUCCAAUUCAAGACUGAGUUAGACGUAUUCUUGGGUAAUAACAAAGGAGAGGUCCCUGAUUUCAAGGUGAAAGGAGGCUACAGCGAGAGUUCCUGCUCUGUACUUCUUGGAGAUUCCAAUACCAUGCUUGCACAAAUGCAUAGAAAACAUUCUCUCGCAAGUACUAUUUUGGAUACAGACAGUUUUGGGGUGACUGUGUAUCCUAAUGUUGAUUAUGCCUUUAUAACAGCUCUUGUGGUGAUUCUCGAUGAGAUCAAUGCAGAUCGCAGUGGCGAAGAUUAAAUACAGCUUUUAUUUUAUUACGAGAGAAAUGUCCAAAUAAAUACAAUAUAUGUAUGUCUUAUGGCUUUUUUCUAAUGUAAAAUGUAUGUUGUGGAUGAAAUAAAGUGUAAAAUAUAUUGUGUUUGUUAA
Messenger RNA from Populus nigra (black poplar), 780 nucleotides. Its product is annotated as protein LURP-one-related 15-like. The coding region runs from base 1 to 651 and encodes 216 amino acids. The record is from RefSeq and is a predicted model, not a curated record. The transcript has 3 exons. NCBI's taxonomy places the organism in Eukaryota, Viridiplantae, Streptophyta, Magnoliopsida, Malpighiales, Salicaceae.